Dendronephthya gigantea is the source of this 678-nucleotide messenger RNA. Its product is annotated as adhesion G protein-coupled receptor E2-like. The coding region runs from base 1 to 678 and encodes 225 amino acids. The record is from RefSeq and is a predicted model, not a curated record. Lineage: Eukaryota; Metazoa; Cnidaria; Anthozoa; Malacalcyonacea; Nephtheidae. The transcript has 6 exons. Gene Ontology annotation, molecular function: calcium ion binding.
AUGGAACUUAUACUUGCACCUGUAAUUCCGGAUAUACUGGAGAUGGAUUCAACUGCUCGGGUAAGACAAGAUGUUGACGAAUGCCUAAAAUCUCCACCAUGUCAUUCCAAUGCUACGUGCAAUAACACAGAUGGAUCUUAUAACUGCACAUGUAAUACUGGAUAUACUGGAGAUGGAUUCAACUGCACGGAUGUUGACGAAUGCCUAACAUCUUCCGCAUGUCAUUCCAAUGCAACGUGCAAUAACACUGAUGGAUCUUAUACUUGCACGUGUAUUUCUGGAUAUACUGGAGAUGGAUUUAAUUGCACAAAUUUUGACGAAUGCCUGAUUUCUCCACCAUGUCAUCCCAAUGCGACCUGUAAUAACACCAUUGGAUCUUAUAUUUGCACAUGUGAUUCUGGAUAUAGUGGAAAUGGAUUUAAUUGCACAGAUGUAGACGAAUGCCUAACAUCUCCGCCGUGUCAUUCCAAUGCUAUGUGCAAUAAUACAGAUGGAUCUUUUAUUUGCACAUGUGAUGCUAGAUAUACUGGAGAUGGAUUUAAUUGCACAGAUGUUGACGAAUGCUUAACAUCUUCCCCGUGUCAUUCAAAUGCUACAUGCAAUAACACAAAUGGAUCUUACCUUUGCACGUGUGAUUCUGGAUAUAGUGGGGAUGGAUUUAAUUGCACAAGUAAGUAG